GAACGGAACUUGUGUUGGUUGAGCGUCGUUCAGGUGAUUUUUUCUCCUCCGCCCGGACCGCUGACGCGAACACGCGCUCUGCUGCUUUACCUGAGGAGCUUUGCAGACGGACGGACGGACGCACGCGCGACAGACGACAUGCUGCUGCUUCAGAUGCUGGCUGCCGUCUUCCUGCCGGCCGCGUGGGGCCAGAGCAUCAGUAGCAGGCUGGGCAUGGUGGUGGAGACCAAGAACGUCACCCUCCCGGCGGGGUCGCAGGCGGUGCUGCCCUGCCACAGCCCUCGCAUGGUGUGGACCCGAGACCGUCUGAAGGACCGGCAGAGGGUGGUCCACUGGGAUCUGACCCGCAGCAGCCCGGAGUACUCGGUGGAGCGGAUCCUGGACAUGUCCCCCGGAGCCAACCAGAGAGUCUACAACGGCUUCAACAAGGGCCGCAUCUCCGUCCCCCAGUCGGCUUUCAGCGACGGCAACUUCUCCCUCGUCUUCAACAAUGUGGUCCAAAAUGACCGGGGCGUUUACACUUGCAACCUGCACCACCACUACUGCCAGAUUCACCAGUCCAUCCAGAUCCAGCUCAACGUCACCAAGUCAGCCCGGAAGGAGAAGCGUUACUGGGACGGGGAGAAGACGGUGUUUGUGGUGCUGUUGGGCAGCUCCGUGGCGUUGCCUUGUGUGAACCGGCGUUCCCUGUGGAGGGAGGGCCUCCAGGAGGAUCAGCAGCAGGUGGCCCACUGGGACUUCCAGCCCCCCGGCGUGCGCCCGGACGGGGCUGAUCGCCUGGUGGACCUCUACGCCUCUGGGGAGCGGCGGGAGUACGGCGCCCUCUUCCAUCGGCAGAAGAUGAGCGUGGCGGACGAUGCCUUUUCCGCGGGCGACUUCUCGCUCAGCAUCUCCGAGCUGGCGCCCGUGGACAGGGGCCUGUACUCCUGCCACCUGCACCACCACUACUGCGGCCUGCACGAGAGGCGCAUCUUCAGGCUGAUCGUGGGACCCUCGCUUCCCCCGGUCCUCACCGCCGCCCCCCGAAUCAUCGCCAGCGAUGAGCCAAAGCCAAGUACCGGAGAGGUAGAGAGGCCCAGAGUGGUCAACGUCAUCCUCCCGGAGCAGCGAGGCCACUUCCCCCAGCAGCUGGGCUACAUCCUGGCCACCCUCCUGCUGCUCGCCUUCAUCGUGGCCGCCGCCAUCGUGCUGACCCGCAGACGCCAAAAUAGAGGACUGGAGUAUGACCUGCGUGGAUCUAGCCGGGGGCACGUGGUCGGUGGGGCUGACCUGUCGAUGGACUGCACAGAGCUGAAGACCUGCAACCAGGAGCCCCUGAACUUAGUCGCAGACUACAAAAACAACCUGCUGAAGGAGAGAGACAUGUCCAAAGACUGCAACCAUGACUGUGACGGGAAGCUGUGGAAGUGAGCGGGAGUGGGCGGGAGGCUGACACGCUGCUGGCAGGUCCAGGGCAACACUGGAGGAGACAACAAGAUGAGGAAAUCCAGAAGGAAAUGUCAGAGAGAGGGAGGGGGGUGGGGCAGGAGGGAGGAGG
Messenger RNA from Lampris incognitus (smalleye Pacific opah), 1537 nucleotides. Its product is annotated as matrix remodeling-associated protein 8-like. The transcript is spliced from 10 exons. Bases 139 to 1410 code for a protein of 423 amino acids. The record is from RefSeq and is a predicted model, not a curated record. NCBI's taxonomy places the organism in Eukaryota, Metazoa, Chordata, Actinopteri, Lampriformes, Lampridae. Gene Ontology annotation, cellular component: cell surface; membrane. Gene Ontology annotation, biological process: establishment of glial blood-brain barrier; cell adhesion.